UAUUAAUCCUUUUGGGCCUUGUGGAAGAAAGAAAGCAAGAAAAAUGAAAUCCCUUUUGGGUCUCUUCUGCUGUGGUUGUUUAGUCGUUCUGUCACAAAAGAAUGGCGUGGUGGUUGAUGCAUCAAAGGAGUUUAAAGUGGGUGAUGACUUGGGUUGGCUGGAGCCUCCUCCCAACAACACUGCAAUGUAUAUUCAAUGGGCUGCAAAGAACAGAUUUCUAGUUGGAGAUUCGCUGUCUUUUGAGUACCAAAAUGACUCGGUUCUGGUGGUGGAGAAAUUUGUUUACUACCACUGCAACACAAGCAACCCUUUCUCCUCCUUUGACAAUGGUAAAACAGUGUUCAAGCUUGACACGCCUGGACCCUGCUAUUUUAUCUGUGGAGCACCAAACCACUGCAAGAAUGGACCGAGGCUGCUUGUUGUGAUGGGUCCACACCCAUCAGGCCAAGCACCAGCACCACAACCGAGCUCUGGACCAUCAGUCUCACUAGCAUCAACUUCAGUUUCUAUGGCUAUUAUUCUCACAUUUGUAACGUUGGCUCGGAUGGCCUCAUAG
This is a messenger RNA of Tripterygium wilfordii, 556 nucleotides long. RefSeq names its product mavicyanin-like. The record is from RefSeq and is a predicted model, not a curated record. Gene Ontology annotation, cellular component: plasma membrane. NCBI's taxonomy places the organism in Eukaryota, Viridiplantae, Streptophyta, Magnoliopsida, Celastrales, Celastraceae. Gene Ontology annotation, molecular function: electron transfer activity. Bases 44 to 556 code for a protein of 170 amino acids. The transcript is spliced from 2 exons.